CAAAGCUGGCAAAACUGUCUAUGACUUCUGCUGAACCUAAUGAAAACAGCCAUGGAUAUAUCUAACAGGAAAGAAGUGUUCCAGGCUAAAGUACUUCAAAAACUUUACCGUACUCCGUCAAAGGUUGAAAAGAUCCAGGAUCCUAACAAUACUUCAUGGACCUCUGAACCAAACACCAAAAUAAAUAAAAAAGUACAGCCUCUCACAGGCAAAGUGACUGGUGAUGGAGGGAAGCCAGCAUUAGCAGGACGGAGACUCUACACUGUGCUUCCACCUCCUGAUGAUUUCAGAGCCACCAGUGGACAGGAAACUGCCACACUCCCUGAGCUGGAGCCCGUACACAGUGCCACAGACCCGGAUGAUGCAGAUGUCUGUCAAACUAAUGAAGUGGAAGUGAGAAAGAGAAAGCGAAGGAGAAAGAAGAAGGCAGCCUCAGUUUUAGGAGAGGGACCUCUGCCUGAGAGAACCAACGUGCAUAAUUCUGAGAGGACUGUGAGCUCUCCAGCAGGGGGCGGUAUACAGGGAGAAACAGCUGUAACCAGUCAGUGUACGGAGCUAAACUCCACAGAUGGCCCAGAAAGACUAAGCAGAAAUAAGAAGAGAAAACUGAAGAAGAAAAGACAUAAAGAGAAGCUCUUGGCUCUGGGACUCGUACCUCGUGCUACAGCUCUGGAGUUCACCUACAAACAAAGCAGAGAGGAGGAUGAGUUGAAAGAGGAAGAGAAAAGAGAGCAAAGAACCGCAGAGGUGCUGGACUUCCUCAGAACCACUCAGAGGAUCUAUAUCUCAGACAACACAUCUACUGCAGAUAGACCACUUCUGUGCCCUGACACAGUGGAAGGGCUCUUCGUUAGGCUUUCUAAUGGGACAAUGCCCGACAUAGAGCUGGCCAGACUUCACAGCCUGAAGGUUCGGGUGCAGCGGAAGGAUGCAGAGCAGCUGGCUGCAGCUGUGGAGGAGUUUAAGCACAGCUCCUCUAUGGCUCCUGUCAAUGCUGCUGCUGUAUGUGUUUAUUCUCUCUGUCUUGUCUCCACAGAAGAGACCUCUGUCGUCUGUGCUCUUUUUCGCUACUGGAUCACUGAAGUCCUUCCCCUGGAAACAGGCAUGGAUACAAAACAACAAACAGCUUAACCUCUAUCUGGAUUGAGUUCAACAAGGACAAUGAGUCAAACCAAGAAUACCUGUUUU
Molecule: messenger RNA, 1188 nt
Organism: Chanos chanos (milkfish)
Lineage: Eukaryota; Metazoa; Chordata; Actinopteri; Gonorynchiformes; Chanidae
Gene: erich1
Product: glutamate rich 1
Exons: 7
Coding region: 40-1131 (363 amino acids)
Source: RefSeq, a predicted model, not a curated record